AUGACGUCACUGGAGCCGCUGGUCGGCGUGACGUCAUCAGCAUCGUGCCGAAUUUCAAAUUUCGGCGAUUUCGCGCCAGCCGAGUUCGACUCGUUGUCCUGCGCCGCCUGCUUCUAUUUUAUCUACCUUCUGACAGACCCUUAUUUAGUGUUCGUUUUUUUAAAACUUCUAGUACUCGAAGAAUCAAAAAGGGAGAAGUAUCGAUAAACCAGAUAAAAAAAUAGAUGAAAAAUUUUUUUUUUUAGUUUCUUGAGAAGCUUUUUUUCAAUUGAAGUUUCGAAAAGUGUUUAUAGAAGAAAUAAAGGAUCAGAAUUUUUCGAAUAAAUUUGUACAAGUUUUCUAGUUGAAUAAGCUUGAAAGUAUAUUGUACCUACAGUUCCGCCGUAAAAACGGUUUUUUGAUAAAGAAUUUCUUUUUUUGGAGUUCAUUAUUUCCGGAACUUUCCAGAGUCGUUGGUUAUUUUUAACGCUAAGAUGAGUUGGGUCGUUAUGAUGAGCUAUGAUGAGUCGCAGAAAAAAAACCGCAGCUUUGAAAAUUUCGCAAGGAUUGAGUCUCAUACAGGGAAGACGUGGGAUUUUUGAUUUUUGGAAUUUUCUAGAUAUCGGACGCAGAUCUGCGACUCACGAGGAGUCCUCGUUUGUCCUGCUGGGAUCGAUGACGAAUGUAAUUGUGACAAUCCCCGAUACGUCUUCAAUGUUCCCGAUUUCGCCCUGAAUAGGUCAGUUUUCCCAAUUUUUUAUGGUACUGACAAAGUAGGAGAAAGGAUUUUGAACUGAGCAGAAAAAAAGUGAAAUAGGAAAAUUUCAGUCUCCAGUGAGUUUCAUAUGGAAUAGCUCAUCAAAAGAAGAGUUCUAUAGGUUUUUUAAUACCACUGAACGCGCUGCGGUCGCGUUGCGGCUCUGAAAAUUUCUUGAAAAUCAAGAAUUUAUAAGGAAUUUUGAAGCCUUCUGUAGCCUUGAGAGCUCAGAAAAACUAUCUUUAUUCGAAACCAAAGGAUUCUCGAGAAUUUCUCAAGCCCUCCGUUUGAAAAUAAUAAAUCCAAAUCAAAAAAAAAUGGGGAAAAAUGAUCCUUUGUGUCACAUAAAAUGAGUGAUGAAUUGAGGCCCAUAUAAUCUUUUUUUCCCCCAAUUUUUCGUUUCUCUUUUUCGAACAUCUUACCAAACUUGGAUAUUAUUCUGCCAUAUCGAAAUGGAAAUUAUGACUUUUUUGCUUUUUUGGAAUUUCGAAUGAGCGAUUUCGACUCAAAAAUAUCAAUUAUGGAAAUGGUCCAAUCUCAAAUUUUCACAGAAAAUCCAAAUUAUUCAAUAUUUUGAAUGAGAAAACCAAUAAAACCGGGCUUCCGUCAAUAAUAAAAAUAGGGUACUCAUCAAAAUGAAAAAAUGGCUUGUUUACAAAAACAGCCUGAAGUUUUCAUGGUACAUUGGGGUAAAAACUAAAAAAAAAUGCAUUUCAAAAUGGAAAAAAAAAAUUAUCAUUUGAAAGUUGAUCUUCUUCUUGGAAAAUGAUUUCUCAUUCCCCUGUUGAAAUAUUUUUCGAGAUCAUUUUUUUGGAGAUUAGUUCCACAUUUAGGAAAUUUGAAUUUUUGCAUUAAAAAUAGAAAGGUUUUUGAGAAAUGAUUCAAAAUUGAAGCUGAAAAGUCAUAAAUCGCUCAAAAUUCAAAUUAGCCAUGGAGCGCAUAAGCUUCAUGUAGAGCGGCUAAUUUUUCAGCUUUUUGGAGACUUUUUUUGAGCUUAACUGUUGUGGACCUUGGACUAUGAAUUAAGCAAUUGAAAAUAAAAAUAAUGGGAAUUUUGGCAGUGGAGCGCUUUUUCAUGGAAACCAGCUAAUUUUUAACUUUCUCUGAAGCUGAUUUUCUUAACGCACUAUGAAUCAUUUUACUAACCGGAAUCCAUUCUCCAAAAUUAGCCCUGGAGCGCAAAAGUUACACCGAUCGAAAAUUUCUUCACACCAAACCAAAAAUCAACAAAACAAACGAAAAAAUUGUUUUCCUUUCCGCUUCAAAUGUAAAAUCAAUCGAAAAUUUUGCGGAGGCGCGUAUAUCCAUGAACUCUUUCUCUGUUCAAUGGGAAACGACCGGAAAUGUUUCCUUCGAAAAAUGUCUUGUCGCGCGUUUUCUGCAAAGCACUCGUGACGUGUCCCUCGAGAAACCUUUUCCAUUUUUGGGAGAGAGUGAUUCAUCUGGUUUUUGAGGGGUCUCUCGAGGCGUUGCGGUCGUGUCGCGGUCAGCUUUGAGUAGACUGAAAUAAGGAGAGAAAUUCAUAAAUUUUUUCCAGUUGCUCAUUAUGUUACGAUUGCGUUUAACUCAACUAGAAUAUAGGGAAAAUAGGAGUUGCUUUUUUUGGAUGCGUUGCGGUCGCGUCGCGGUCAGCUUUGAACAGAAUUUAUUUUGCCGAGCUUUUUAUAACGUUUUUGAAACUGUUCCGUACGUUAAGAUCGGGAACUCAAACUAGAAUAUAGUUAGAAUGGAAGUUCAAAUUUAUAAACAUUUUUCUUGGAUGCGCUGCGGUUGCGUCGCGGUCAGCUUUGGACGAAAUCGAUUUUAUACGGCUUUAACUAACUUUAUUGAAACUGUUCCGUAAGUGACGAUCGGGAAAUCAAACUAGAAUAUAGUUAGAAUCGAGUCUCAAACUUUUAAAUAUAUCAUUGGAUGCGUCGCGGUCCCGUCGCGGUCAGUUAGAACUAGACUAUAUUUUAUUGUUUCUCUCAAAAAAUAUCUUUGAGUAGACUAUAGAAAACAAUUAAUUUUUCUAACUCUUAUUCCAAAUUUUUCUCUCAAGUUUUUAAAACUUUUUUUAAAGUAAUUUAUCCUUUUUAUGUUUUCUAUAUUUUUUUAAAGGUAAAAAAAUAGAUCUCUAGCUUUUUUUGCACUCCUCUCCUCAAUCCCUUAUUACAAAGAACCCUGGCAAAUGGAUCAGAAAAAAAAAAGAAAAAAGAAACUUCAUCACAUCCGGCCCCGGAAACGAAAUUUCGCCAUUGUUUCAGCGGUUCUUCAGAAUCUGCACACGGCCUCGUGCUUUUUGGCCGCUUUUGAGGGAAAAAAAAGACGAUUUUCUCUUCCUACAUCGUACUUUUGCAGAACUUUGAGAAAAGGGGCAAAGAUUGAGAAAAAUGAAGAGAAUUUGGAUGAAAAUGGGAAAUUUUGAUUAAAGUGGACCGCGACACGGCCGCAGCGCGUCUCAGAGAGUCUCCAUUAAUAUUCAAAAGUUCAAGUCCAAAUUUGAUCUCAUAGUUCUGAUCCACGGUAGCUCAGAAAAUUCCCAAAAAUUAAAGUUUUGACUUUAAACUAGAGUCUAUUUUUAGACUGAGCGUAACGCGACCGCAACGCGUCUUAAAAUUUUUUGAUAGAAAUUUAAAACUAUUGAAAACUGAUCAUGCUUUCAUUGGCUUGAAGUUCAAAAAUUACUUUUCCACAAUUUCUUUGAUCCCAAAGGCUACUGAGAAAACCGUCAAAAAGCUCUACUUUUUCUCCAUUUCAAACAAAUUUCCGUCGAAAUCCCCAGUGAAUCCGAAGACCCUGCCUUUUUUGUAGUUGAAAAAGUUGGAAAAAAGGGGUUUCCAAUUCUUCAAAUUCUUCGUCGUCUCUUCCUGAAAUGAGAUGGAUGAAUCUUUGGGGCGAGAAAUUGAAGAGACUAAAAAAAAAGAAGAAAAAAAAGAAGUUUUCUUGCUCCUUGUGUGGUCCGAUUGCUCUUGGAGGAAGACAUUUGAGGGAUUUUUUUUCAUUUUUCAAAUUUGAUUUCAUACAAAAUUCCCUUUGAAUCUGGUUCUUUCAAUCAUAAAUAUUCAAUUUUUUUGAAGUCUAUAACUGUUUCUAUCUUAAAAAUUGUAGUUUUUUUAAAUUUUUCAGCUAUUUUUCCUUCUUUUUUUCCCGCAUCUUUAGACAAUUGAUCUGCGGUGAAGCUUCAUAAUUUUUUCUCGCUUGUUUAAAAAAAAACUUUGACGGAAAGGCCGAAUAUUGUUACACAUAUUUUGCAAGCAGAUGUCCUUCUGGUUCACAUUUUCUCAGCCAGAAAAAAGGGUUUUCGCAACAUUUUCAACUUUUUUGAAGCAUGAAAAAGAAAAAUAAAAGGCUGAUUGAGGGAACCUUUUUUACUUUGAAAUUUAAAAAAAAAUCGGUUUUUUCAAGAUUUUAUAACUCGGCAAGUAUUUUUUUAAUAAAUACGCUAAGAAAAAUAAAAAUAAAUAUAAUUUUUCAAAAUUUCCGCAUUCAUUGGGAUGUUUAUUGAGAGGAGAUGCCAAGUGUUAUGUCGCGCGUUGGCGCUUUGGCCGUCGUGUCCUCGGUAGUAUAGUGGUGAGUAUCCGCGUCUGUCACAUGCGAGACCCGGGUUCAAUUCCCGGCCGGGGAGAAAACAUUUUGCAUUGUUUGUUUUUGAAGUUUUAUCAGAGAUCCAUUGCUUUUUCCUUGUUUUUAAGAAAAUUUAAAUACUCUGAAAGCUUUUUUCUCAACCUUAACACGGUCAGGUACUGCAGAAAAACUCAAAAAUGUUCUGAAAAAUGAAAAAUGUUGCGUAAACAGUUGUCGGACUCGGGAAACUUUUUAUUUAAUUGUAUUAUAGGAAUGUUGAGUGAAAUAUUUCAUUUACACGAAUUUUCAAAGCCCAAAACUACAGAAUACUUCAGAACUUUGCCGUAGUUUCAGACAAAGAUCGCUUUCAAUUCAAUUUUCAACGCGAGACGUGUCUUUUUUUUUGCUUUUUCCGUUUUUUUUUUUUAAGGAAUUCCUAGGCGAAUCCUAGACGAAGUUUUUCUGAGAGAAUUUUUGAAGUGACGGCGGGAAAAGAGGGGCUAAAAAGCCGACAAUGUUAUCUCGACUUUUGAAGUUUGAGGGACGUGGUUUUUGAUUCAUUCUUUUAUUUCGAGGAGGGGAGAGGUUAGAGAGGCUCUUUUGAGUGUUAAGUUUUAUUUUAUGAGGAAAAUAGAAAAUUUCAAGGAUCAGAGGUAGGAAGUUAUGACAAAAUAAUGUGAAAAAUCAUUGAAAGUUAAUUUUCUGGGGUGCUUUUUUUAUCAGACUUUUUUCGAUCACAGAAAGGUUGGAAGGCUCUUUUUAGAGUGAAAUAGAGUUGAUUAAAGAAAAAAAUGAAAGUUUUGGAGAGAAGGGAUUUUUUUAAUCAGAUCAAAUUUGAAUGAAAAAAAAGAGGAGAACUUUACAUAUUUUAAAAAAUAAAGUAAUUUCAGUUCCUACCGCGUUUUUACAGUGGUAUUUUUUUCGAAUGGAUAUAGAUUCUAAAUUGAGAAAUUUUUAUAUUGAUUUUUUGAUCUCCGAUAAAAAAAAAAUUUUGAGGUUUUUUUUCGGAUCUCUCACUUCAAUUUCCUCAUCACUUUGCAACCUCUGAUCUUUGUUUCUGGAAAAAAAAGCGAAUAGUUUCGCUGAUCUGAUAUGAUUGAUUGGCAUGGCAGGUUUUGCUUUUUCAAGGAUUUUUUUUGGCUUUUCUCAGGAUUUGAAAUGAACUCCAACAGCUUCAACUUAAUUUAGAAAAGUGCGGUCUAUGAGAUUUACAUGUUCCAUUUUGAGGAGUAUAUCGAAGAUAAAAGUUGCGAAUGUCGUUUUGAAGUCGGGUGCAGCUUGAUUGUGAGCUGCUUUCCUUGCUAACGGGAACUUUUUCUAACAAAAGAAUAAAUGGAAAGUUUUCAAUUUGUCUCCAAUAAGCCCUCAUUUCACCAAAGAGUUUUGGCCACAUGUUAUUUGAGAUGUCGUUUUGAGAAGAAUUCAAAUUAACAUUUUUUUUUUGGACACAUCGAAACAUGUUUACCGACUUUUUUGAGGGCUAUUUGGACUAAAAUUUUUCUUUUAUACUUCGAAAAUGGAAGAAAAUCAUGGACUUUUUUUCAAAAAGCUUGUAGCAAAACGCUUGAGUUUUCGAAUUUUUUUUUUUAAAUAUUUUUCAAAAUUUUUCAUUACUAGGCUUUUCCCACUGAUUGUGAUGACCUGCGCACUUCAUUUUCCGCUCUUUUCAAUCCUCCAAGAAAGAAACGGAAGUGGAAAAAAAAACGAAGAACUUAAAGUGGAGCAACACUAGGCGCUCUCGAAUUACCAUGGGGGCAAAAGUCCGCCAGAAAUACAUUUCCCACGAACGGAUCUUCUAACGCACACACACACACACAUUGUGACAUGUUUCAGAGUUCAAAAUGAGAGGGACUUUGAGAAAAAUUCGGGAAAUAAUGAUGAAAAAUAGAAUGAAAUGGAGAAAAGACUGAAAAACAGUUUUUCAAAAAGUUUGACCAGACUUGAAACUCCGCGCUGGCAUUUGGAAUGGCUUGAAGCGCAAAAUUAAAAUAUUUAAAAAAGAUUUCUGAAAAAGAUUCUCAGAACUCCCUCGAAUUUCCAGCAGAAUUGGUAAAAAAAAAAGUGAUGCUCUUGCGUCAGACUUGAAACAACUUGCGCGCGAAGACUUAUAUUAGCCGCGACGCUUUGAGCCAUUUUCCAGAGAGUUUCAAGUCAAUUUCAAAGAUUUUCUGUCCAUCAUUAAUUAGAGAACCUAACGAAAAGUCUCAGUGGAGAUAAGUUAAAUAACUGAAAAAUUUUUAAUUUAUAAUGCUUCGUAAAAAAAUCAAGUAAGUGUUUCUUUCUCCUUUUUCAAGCCUUUAGAAUGAAACUAAAAAGAUGCAUCUGAAUUUCCAUUUUUUUUUCGGGAUUUUAAUAGUUCAACGUGUCGAUUUCCACCACUUCCUGUCGAAAUUCAUGUUGGAAAUGUAUAAAAUUUUAUUUUAUUUUUCUCCUCCUCAAAACGGAUACGUGAAAGCGAAACGGCAACGGAUCUUGUUUCCAAAUGGCUAAAAAUCAGGGGAAACGCAGCGAAAAAAGAAAGAAGUUUCGAAUUUCGUUUUGUUUCAGUGAUUUGGAAGAGGGAUGGGAAAAUAUUUUGAAGAUCAAAAGUUUGGAGCAAAAUGGGAAAAAAUGUGGAGUUUGGUCUGGAGAUUCCAAAAGUGGCCCAUUUUCAAAUUGAAUCUGAAUAAAUAUUCCUCUUUUUUCCCCAUAACCUCGCAUUUUUUUUUCGAAUGUUAUUUUCUUUUUCAGAUCAGCGAUCACACCACUGUCGAAUCUGCAGCUGAUCCCGCCAUUACCUGAGCAAUUUGACCUGGUCACGAGGGAGUGUUGUGCUGCCGCCAAGCAAUGUUGCAGGAAAACUUUGCUCAAAACGACGACUUUGGAGUUUGGUGAGUGAAAAUGUCGAAAAGGCUCCGGAAAAGUCGGGACUGCCAACUUUCAAGCUAGGAAAAUUUGGGACUGCCAAUUUUUAGCUUUAAACAUUUUGGGACUGCCAAUUUUUGAAUAGAAAAAUUUGGGACUGCCAAUUUUCAGCUAGAAACAUUUUGGGACUGCCAAUUUUUAGCUAGAAAAAUUUGGGACUGCCAUUUUGAGCUUGAAAAUUUUUGGGACUGCCAAUUUUAAGCUAGAAAAAUUUGGGACUGCCAAUUUUCAGCUAGAAACAUUUUGGGACUGCCAUUUUGAGCUAGAAAAAUUUGGGACUGCCAAUUUUUAGCUUGUAACAAUUGGGACUGCCAAUUUUCAGCCUUUUUUCCCUUUCCUCACCGGUAAAAGAGUGUAGAGCGCAGACAGGUUAGACUGAAGAAGUAAUGGCUAAUAGUGUCCUGAAAAACAUAAGGUCUCAUACAUGUCAUACAAUGUAAUAAUUUUCAGACCCGCUAAAUUCGAAUCAACCGCCGGACCGAAAAGAACCAACCUGUGAUGCCACAUGGGACGGCUGGAAUUGCUUCGAGGCGUCGGCGACGCCUGCGAAUCUAACGGCAUCUUGUCCGCCCUACAUUUACGGGAUCUAUCCGCAGGCCGAGGAGAAACCUCGAUGUCAGUGUCUUCGAAAAGUAAUAGAAGAGAAUGGCUCAACGCGUUGCGGUCGCGGAGCGGUUCUUAUAAAACUACAAAAUUCAGAAGAGAAACUUUAUUAAGUAAGGUCGGCAGAAGCUUUUGAAUAAGUUAAAACAUUGGAAAUUAGUUUAGCAUGCUGAAAUGAAAUAGUUUUGAGUAAUUUUUAGUAGCUUUUUGAAUCGCGCUGAACUGAUUUUUUUCGGACAUUGAUAUACUCGAAUAAUUGAAAAUACUUCUUGUGUGGUUAUUAGAAAAGACAGAAACAGAAAAGAAAUGUUUGAAAAUUUGAAGUUAUGACUUGCAUGUACUAAGUAUGCGCUUCCUUUUUUCAUAAUUUUCCUUUUCAGACCUCAUUAAAACGUGUACGAGUGAGGGCUGGUUGAAGUUCAGCAAUCGGGAAUACACGGAUUACGCUGGCUGUACUUUUAGUCAAGUGAGUUUUGAUUGUAAUGUAAAAAAAUCUAGUCGAAAGUGUAGAAAAUCGGGAGGAAAUGGCUGUUUUUGAUAGCGAGAGAGCCUUUUCUCGAAUAAAAAAAUGAUGAAUAAUUUUUUAGGACGUCAGGGUUCGACUAAUCACUGGAAUCAUCACAUUCUUGAUAUCGGUCAUCGUUUUGCUUCCCGCCGUUCUUCUUUUGUCGUUUUUUUAAGGUUUGGAGAUUGUUUUAGGAAAAUGGGGGUUUUCGUGGCCUCAGAGGCUUUUUUGAGUUUUGAGAAAUUAAACUUGUUACCAUGAAGUUAGAAGUUGAAUAGAAUCCACCAUUGAACUUCAUCUUGUGUUUUCGAAUUUGAGCACGAAUUAAGUUAGAUUUCUCUUUCAAAGUUUAUAUUUUCACAUAUUUUUUUGAAUAAUUAUAGAGUCUGAAUAAGAAAUCAGUUUUCCUAAGACUUGCAGGAAAAUUCGGAGUAGCCUCUUUAAGUGAUCCCUCAAUAGAAAAAUACUUCAUUCUGGGGACCACUUACGCUUCUUAAGUGGUCACUCAAAGAGAAACGACUUUUUUUCAAACUAAAGCUUAUUAUAAGACAGAAGAUUAGUGAAUUUUUAACAGAAGAGUUUGAAAAAAAUAUUUUUUAUUUUUCAAAUUUCCAGAAGGAUCCGCAAACAGCCGAUGUUCGUCCUACACCGGCACCUACUGAUUUCCUUCCUUUUAUAUGGGAUUUUAUACCUCGUUAACGUCAGCUUGUUUGUCGUCGAUUCGGCUCCUCUAUCUGGAUUCAUCUACACUAAUCAUGUAAUUCGAAAAAAAUCCGGGAAAAAAAUAUGUGAAAAAUUACAGAUUUUUUGCCGCUUGUUGUUCUCGGCUCAGCUGAGAUUCCUGCGAUUAACCAACUUUUCUUGGAUGUUGGCUGAAGGUUUAAUUUUUUUUUUAGUAGGUUGAGAACAAAAAUAAGAGUUCAACUAAAAUUUGCUCUAUAACUCUAAAAAGUUUCAAGUUAUCGGUAGAGAAAAAAAUAAAAUCUGAAAAAAAUGGGCCGAUUUGAAAUUAAUUUUUGGAAAAAAAGACUAGUUGGAAUACGUUUCUUCAUAUUUGUUAAUUGAUUCUUUUUUUCGAAAAAAAAUCGGUAUAAUUCGAAAAAAAUUUCUAAUAAGAAACUUCCCCAAGAAACGGAAAAAAAUGGGAGACUAAUCCUCAAAGUGCGCUCCAUCGCAGUAUUGAUCGAUUUUACAAUUCUUCUUUUCUUUGUUUAUGUAUUUAUUUUUAUUUUUUCAGGUGUUUAUUUGUACCGGUUGCUGCACAGUGCUCAACAUUCUGAGGGAGAAAGUUUGACCUACUACAAAAUUUUGUGUUGGGGUUAGUUUUUUCGUGAUUUUAUCGAUAAAUGGUCAUUUUCUGCUUUAAUUUCAUCACUGAAUUAAUACCGAAAGCUUGAAAAUGUGUUUAGGAAUGUUGGAGACUUUAAAAUAUAGAAAGAUUUUGAAGAUUUGGAGAGUUAGUCUUGGUAGACUUCAGAAUUUGAUCUCAAAUAUUAUUCCAGGCAUCCCGGCGGUCAUCACCUUUUUCUACAUGUUCGUCCGAGGAUUAUACGAUGAAAUCGGCAUGUGUUGGGUGGAAAAUUCUUCGGUCGCUUGGGUCGAAUGGAGCAUUAUUUUGCCGUCGCUGUUGGCUAUCACGGUAGGUUUUUAAGUUUAAAAAAAUGCCGAAAAAGGGUAGCGUAAUCUAAACCAAUUUUAUCCAUUUCUACAUAUAAUUUUGUUUAAAAUAGAAUUUCAAUGACAUUUUAUACUCAAAAACGAUGAAAGGAGCUGAUGAUCAUAUAAGUUUUAAGGUGAACGUGUUGCUGUUGACGCUGGUGAUGUUCAUUCUCGUGAAGAAGCUACGCGGAGAUCCGCAUUUGGAACGGAUCCAAUAUCAGUUCGUUUUAGAGUUUUUUUGAAAAAAAUUUUCAAAAGAAAAAAAAUAGGAUGAAAAUUUAUUGGAAUCGAGUUUGAAGUCAGUUAUUUGAUUUUCAAUUAGGAAAUGUAACUAAAAAAAUCUUGAAAUUUUUCUGAAGCAUAAAUAUUUUUUUCUGGAUAAUCUUCAAUUUUUUUCCUUUCAGAAUUAUUCCUGACGACUAGAAUAUCUUUGAAAACAUUUUUUCUCGAUAAAUCUCAAAUUUCAGCAUCUCCCCUUUCACACAUUUAUACACACACGAGCGUGUAGAGAAGAAAAUAGAUUUGAUAUUUUCCUUUUUUUGAAAAUGUUGAAAGUGUCUAGUUUCAUAUGAAAGAUAUUUGGAACUUCCAUUUUUUUCCUUUGCGGGGCUUUUUUUGAGAUUUUUUUCAAGUUAUUAGCUUGAAAAUUAGCAAAAUUAGGUUUAUUUUUCAUCAGAAAAGAAUUGUUCUUUUACUUUACAAAUUUUUUUGAACAAAAACUUUGAGGUUUUUCGAAAAUUUUUGUAAUGGAAAAGUGACGUUAGAUUUUUCAAUAAAUUCUUUGAUAAAAAAAUUCUUUCAGAAAAGCUGUUCGUGGCGCGCUGAUGCUGAUCCCCGUCUUCGGAAUCCAGCAAUUAUUGACGAUUUAUCGAUUGAAUAAUACGGUUUAUCAGGCGAUCGAUCAGUCUUUGAAUGGGCUUCAGGUAAGUUGUCAGAAAAUGAGGGGGAACCGAGUUUUCAACUUGGACUUCUAGUGGAAAAAUAAAAAUUCUUCUUCUGAGAAUAUAGAUUUGCGGGACCCUAAUGGAAGGGAAGCAUUAGAAAAGUCUUUCAAAAAAUUUUUCAGUCCAGAAAUUCUUUUUAAUGUCUAAAAAAGUCUUUUUCCUGUUCCAAAGGGGGAAAAUCUAGCGAAUCUCAAAAAUUAUUAUGGGUAUCAAAAUUCUCCGUUUCAGGGUCUUUUUGUCGCCCUGAUCGUCUGUUAUACGAACCGAAACGUGAUCGACAGCACCUGCAAGUGGUGGGACUCGCAGAAGGUGAGAAAACCGUUUUUGGACGCACUUGGAAUGGCUCGUCCCGCUGGAAGUGUUUUCCAGCCGAGUCAUUCCAAAUGCGACCAAUGUGCUUGGAAAGCCUGUCUAAAUUCCAUUUUUCCAGGAAAAACGAGCCCUUGGAACAGAGUGUCGACAAAGGUUGAGCGUCCAAGAACACAGCAAACUCCUCCUCAAACCGACCAACAACAACAACAAGAGUUCCAAUAAUAAUGACUUGAGCAAUUUGUGA
Messenger RNA from Caenorhabditis auriculariae, 11453 nucleotides. Lineage: Eukaryota; Metazoa; Nematoda; Chromadorea; Rhabditida; Rhabditidae. The record is from the annotation of a GenBank genome assembly.